Aspergillus ruber CBS 135680 is the source of this 1990-nucleotide messenger RNA. Its product is annotated as glycoside hydrolase family 76 protein. Lineage: Eukaryota; Fungi; Ascomycota; Eurotiomycetes; Eurotiales; Aspergillaceae. Bases 253 to 1635 code for a protein of 460 amino acids. Gene Ontology annotation, biological process: carbohydrate catabolic process; fungal-type cell wall biogenesis. The transcript is spliced from 4 exons. The record is from RefSeq and is a predicted model, not a curated record. Gene Ontology annotation, molecular function: mannan endo-1,6-alpha-mannosidase activity.
CUUUAUUCCUUUUUAUUCUGUCCUCUCUCACUCUCGCUCUCUCACUCCCACCCUCGCUUUCAUUCUCUAGUUCUUUUCUUCUUGUCCGGUUUGCUUCUUUCUUUCGACUCGUCACUCGUUUAUCAUAACUGGCAGCGACAUGCUUCUCUAGACAUCCUAUACCGAUAGACUCUCCAUCGUCCCUGCUCCGUUCUCCGCGCUCGUUCCGACACUCUCCUUUCUUUCCUUUCUUGAGGGUCCUGUGCUGCGACAAUGGCCCCUCAAUGGCUCCAGACCCUCUUCCUGGCCAUGAUCCUGGCCGGCCAGGGAAUUGUCAACGGCCUCACUCUGAACGUGGAUGAUGAGGCAUCCAUCAAAGAUAUCGCCGGAAAAGUCGCCUACAACACCAUGUCUUACUAUCACUCCAAUGAAUCCUCUAGCGAUCUCAUGCCCGGAAAGCUGCCCGGUACCUGGUGGGAAGGCGGUGCCUUAUUCAUGACCCUCAUGCAGUACUGGCAUUGGACCGGCGACAAAUCCUACAACGAUGUCACCCAGACCGGCAUGUUAUGGCAAAAGGGCAACAAUGAUUACUUCCCCGACAACCAAAGCAAUUAUCUCGGAAACGAUGAUCAAGUCUUUUGGGGCUUGGCCGCCAUUACCGCCGCCGAACUCAACUUCCCGGAGCGCAAGGGCGAUUCCUCGUGGGUAUCGCUGGCCCAGGGUGUGUUUAAUACUCAGGUUCCUCGAUGGGAUACGACCGCUUGCGCUGGUGGUUUGCGCUGGCAGAUUUGGCCCUACCAGGGUGGAUACAUGAUCAAGAACGCUGUCUCCAACGGUGGUCUCUUCCAGCUGGCCGCUCGUCUGGCUCGCUAUACCGGCAAUCAAACUUAUUUCGACUGGGCCGAGAAGAUCUGGGAUUGGAGUGCGACCACCCCGCUGUUGAAGCAAUCCGACUGGACCAUUGCCGAUACGACCAACAUGCAAGCAAACUGCACCGAUCAUGGCGACCUCCAGUGGACCUACAAUUAUGGUCAAUAUCUCGGUGGGGCCGCCUACAUGUACAAUAUUACAAACGGAGACGCAAAGUGGAAAGAAGGCAUUGACGGCUUGCUUGGAACCACCUUCCGAACAUUCUUCCCCAAGAAGUAUGGCAGCAAGACCAUGUCCGAAAUCUCCUGCGAACCGAAUAUGAAAUGUGACCGGAACCAAGACUGUUUCAAGGGUUUCCUGUCUUCGUGGUUGACGAAUAUGGCGGAGAUUGUACCUUACACGCACGACCAGAUCAUGCCUGCGAUUCUAGAAUCAGCCCAAGGAGCUGCCCAGCAGUGUUCGGGCGGGGACGACGGCACCCAGUGUGGACGACGAUGGUACCAGGAUACCUGGGAUGGGUCAACGUCGAUGGAGUCGGACAUGAGUGCGUUGAGUGUCAUUUCAUCCACCAUGUUCAUGCACAAAAAGAACAGCCAGGGGCCCCUCACUGCCGAUACGGGCGGAAAAAGUAAGAGUGAUCCCACUGCGGGUGCCGACGACGGAGACGAGCAGCCUGGUGAGCUACCGGAUAUCUCAACGGGAGACCGUGCCGGGGCUGGCAUUGUGACCGUGGUGUUUGUGGCCAUGUGGGGUGCUGCGAUGACCUGGAUGGUAUACGGAGGUUAACCAUAGUGCGUUUGUUGCUGCGUUGUACUUGUAUAUAUAAGCAGUCGUUUUUUUUUUUUUUUUUUUUUCUGUUGUCUUUUCCUUGGGUGUAUAUUCUGUUAUUGGGUGGCGUUUGGUGAGCACAUUUGCAAAGAUCGACUUGUAUAGUUUCUGCUCGGUACUCAGUGAUAUCCGCAUGUAAUACGUUUCAUUUCUUCUUUGGGCCACUUUAGUCUGUAUACUUGCGUGACGUCGAUACUAAAGCGGUAUAGCAUGCUAGAAAGAAGCCCUCCAUUGCUGCUUUAAUUCCAAAUUUGCAGAGGCCGUCACAAAUACAUGCACAAGCAUGUUGAUGCUGGGCGUCCAUAAUUGUCUC